Homarus americanus (American lobster) is the source of this 648-nucleotide messenger RNA. Its product is annotated as basic salivary proline-rich protein 1-like. Lineage: Eukaryota; Metazoa; Arthropoda; Malacostraca; Decapoda; Nephropidae. The record is from RefSeq and is a predicted model, not a curated record. The coding region runs from base 1 to 648 and encodes 215 amino acids. The transcript has 2 exons.
AUGAACAAGGAACAAAAUGUAGCACAAGUGAACAGAGUUGUGGAGGUGAACAAGCCACUGUUGUCCUUGCCCCAGUCCCAACAGGCCCCAGUCCCAACAGGCCUCAGUCCCAACACAGGCCCCAGUCCCAACAGGCCCCAGUCCCAACAGGCCCCAGUCCCAACAGGCCCCAGUCCCAACAGGCCUCAGUCCCAACAGGCCUCAGUCCUAACAGGCCUCAGUCCCAACAGGCCCCAGUCCCAACAGGCCCCAGUCCCAACAGGCCCCAGUCCCAACAGGCCUCAGUCCCAACAGGCCCCAGUCCCAACAGGCCUCAGUCCCAACAGGCCCCAGUCCCAACAGGCCCCAUCCCAUGGGCCCCAGUCCCAACAGGCCUCAGUCCUAACAGGCCUCAGUCCCAACAGGCCCCAGUCCCAACAGGCCUCAGUCCCAACAGGCCCCAGUCCCAACAGGCCCCAGUCCCAACAGGCCCCAGUCCCAACAGGCCUCAGUCCCAACAGGCCCCAGUCCCACAGAGGCCUCAGUCCCAACAGGCCCCAGUCCCAACAGGCCUCAGUCCCAACAGGCCCCAGUCCCAACAGGCAGGCCCUCAGUCCUAACAGGCCUCAGUCCCAACAGGCCCUCAGUCCCAACAGGCCCCAGUCCUAA